AUGCAGAGGUCUUCGGGUACACGGGAACAGCAUGGGCCCUUGCCUGCUGUGAGUGCCUCAAAGAAAGAGCAGAAGACAAGGCUGAAGAGACACCUGGAUCAAGGACUGAUAAAGAAUAUGGCUGUUGCUCCUAAAUUCUACAAGCAUGGCAAGAAGCUGGCUGGUGUAGCCGAAAGCCGCAAUGGGCAGGAGAGCGCUGUGCACAGGAGUGAGGCCAUGUCCCACAAAGUUCCGCAGGAGCAGGGAAGUUCUCAGGGAACACAUAUGCCUAGCCAGCAGAGAGAAUGGGCAAUUCUGCCCAAUGUUCCAGUGACCUUGGAGCAGCAACCAGUGAUUUCUUUUUCCUGGGCACCUCGUAAUCCAUCUUUCAGGCCCCAAAGAUUUUCAAGUGUGACCCUGCAACCCAGUGCUCCCCCUGGCCCUCUUCUUCUGCAGCCACAGGUCCCUAAUGCCACCAAGCAGGAUUCUGUUGUUGCUGUCUUAGAGUGGCAGAGGAAGCUGGAGGCUGCCGAGGCUCUGUUGGCCCUGAAAAACUCUUCUCAGGGUCCUCGUGAUUCCGCCUCUCUGCCACGUCAUGGCAGCAUGCCAGGUGAUGAUGGAGAGGGAGGACCGCAGCCUCCUAGUUCCCACCUGCCACCAAAGCCUGCCAGCUCUGUCUCACUUUCUGGACAUCUGGAGUGCAUGUCCUACUUGACCUGAGAGCCCGGAGUAGGAGGCCUCUCUAGA
Molecule: messenger RNA, 726 nt
Organism: Arvicola amphibius (Eurasian water vole)
Lineage: Eukaryota; Metazoa; Chordata; Mammalia; Rodentia; Cricetidae
Product: doublesex- and mab-3-related transcription factor C1-like
Exons: 7
Coding region: 1-699 (232 amino acids)
Source: RefSeq, a predicted model, not a curated record